This is a messenger RNA of Carlito syrichta (Philippine tarsier), 2266 nucleotides long. RefSeq names its product transmembrane channel like 5 (gene TMC5). The annotation marks the transcript as partial. Gene Ontology annotation, molecular function: mechanosensitive monoatomic ion channel activity. Gene Ontology annotation, cellular component: plasma membrane. The record is from RefSeq and is a predicted model, not a curated record. The transcript is spliced from 14 exons. NCBI's taxonomy places the organism in Eukaryota, Metazoa, Chordata, Mammalia, Primates, Tarsiidae.
ACAGAAUUCUCUGCAGGAAAACACUCCUCCCCCCUGAGAAGAUCCCUCUGGGAGCAGAUGUGGGCAGUGAUGCUAUGAUUAGUGUGGGGCUGGUUUUAGUAAUCUCAUCCUGGCAUUUAAAAAAAUGUAAAUGGUGGGUCUCUUUAUGACUGUCAUCACUUCCCCCCCCCCCCGCAAAUCCUGACAGUGCUGGUGUGACUAUUGUACGAGAGCUUUAAAAGCCCACCCCAGUGGAGAGUAAGGCUUGUAAGAGACAAGAGAUGUUGUCUGAUGACUACUCAAAUGAAAUUAUCAUAGAGGUUGAGGAUAUUCUCCCUGGGGUCCAAAGUCAUCCAUCCUCAAAUCAGAGUGUUCGAGAAAUGGCACAGGUAAACUCAAGAGUCAGCAUGGUUUCAUCAUUAUCUGACGUCGAAGUGGUGGACUAUCAGACUUUCAGCAACAGGAAUGAAAAAAGGCGCAGCCAGUUGCUACAGUUUUCAACAUCUUUGAACAAUUCGAUGUCUCAGACCCUCUGUAGUCCAGAAUGCUUGGGCAUAGACACUUCUCAUUCUUCACAUGAAACCAUUCAAGGACAGAAGUUAAUUGCAUCUCUGAUACCCAUGGCAUCCAGAGACAGAAUUAAAGCCAUCAGGAACCAGCCAAGGUCCAUGGAAGAAAAAAGGAAGCUUAGGAAAAUAGUUGACAAAGAAAAAAGUAAACAAUCCCACCAUAUCUUUGAGUUCAACUGCUGUGCUCAGUGUCUGAACUCCAUUUCACGGGCUUACCAGAGAUCCCAUAACAGUCUGUCAGAACUCCUCAAUUCCAUCAGCCUGUGGCAGAAGACACUCAAGGUCAUCGGAGGCAAGUUCGGAACCAGCGUCCUCUCCUAUUUCAACUUUCUCAGGUGGCUUUUGAAGUUCAACAUUUUCUCCUUCAUCAUGAACUUCAGCUUCAUCAUAAUCCCUCAGUUUACAAUGGCUGAAAAGAACACUCUCCAGUUCACUGGAUGGGAGUUUCUCACUGGUGGGGGCUAUUUUAGGGACACAGUGAUGUACUACGGCUUUUAUACCAACUCUACGAUCCAGCAUGGGAACAGCAGAGCAUCCUACAAUAUGCAGCUGGCCUAUAUCUUUACCAUCAGUGCCUGCUUGAUCACCUGCUUCUUCAGUUUGCUGUUCAGCAUGGCCAAGUAUUUCCGGAACAACUUCAUUAACCCCCACAUUUACUCCAGAGGGAUCGCUAAACUUAUCUUCUGCUGGGACUUCACUGUCACUCAUGAGAAUGCUGUGAAGCUUAAACAGAAGAAUCUUAGCACUGAGAUAAGGGAGAACCUGUCAGAGAUCCGUCAGGAGAAUGUUCGGUUCACGGUCCAUCAGCAGCUGACCCGCUUCUUUGCCCACAUGGCAGCCUGGGUCGUCUCUACUGGAGGGGCCAUCGCCUGCUGUGCAGCUGUUUAUUACCUGGCCGAGUACAACUCAGAGUUCCUGAGGAUGCACAGGGACCCCGGGGCGGUGCUGCUACUGCCUUUCGUUGUGUCCUGCAUCAACCUGGUCGUGCCACGCUUCUACUCCUUGUUCAGGCUGGUGGAGAGGUACGAGAUGCCGCGGCGCGAAGUCUAUGUUCUUCUGAUUCGAAACAUCUUUUUGAAAAUAUCAAUCAUUGGCAUCCUUUGUUACUAUUGGCUCAACAUCGUGGCCCUGUCUGGCGAAGAGUGUUGGGAAACGCUCAUUGGCCAGGAAAUCUACCAGCUCCUUCUGAUGGAUUUUGUGUUCUCUUUAGCUGAUUCCCUCCUGGGGGAGUUUCUGAGGAGAAUCAUUGGGAUGCGGCUUAUCACAAGCCUUGGCAUACAGGAGUUUGACAUUGCCAGGAAUGUUCUAGAACUGAUCUAUGCACAAACUCUGGUGUGGAUUGGAAUCUUCUUCUGCCCUCUGCUGCCCUUUAUCCAAAUGAUUACUCUUUUCACCAUGUUUUAUGCCAAAAAUAUCAGCUUGAUGAAUUUCCAGCCUCCAAGCAAAGCCUGGCGGGCCUCGCAGAUGAUGACUUUCUUCAUCUUCUUGCUCUUUUUCCCAUCCUUCACGGGGGUCCUGUGCACCCUGGCCAUCACCAUCUGGAGGUUGAAGCCUUCAGAUGACUGUGGUCCCUUUAGAGGUCUGCCUUUCUUCAUUCACUCCAUCUACAGCUGGAUCGAUACCCUACGUACAAGGCCCAGCUACCUGUGGGUUGUUUGGAUCUACCAGAACCUCAUUGGAAGCGUGCACUUCUUUUUCAUCCUCACCCUAAUUGUGUU